CUCGUGGUUUUUAUUGUCGGAUAGUUAAACAUUGUUGAUAUGUAUGUAUCAGUGCAUGUGUAUUUUAUAAUUUUAUGUCGGUAGGCGGUCGUGAAAGAUUUGCGUUAUAAUUGUUUUCUGUAAAAUGAAUAGCGUUUAAGGUUAUCGUUGAAUUGUUUGAUAUCCAUCUUGCCAUUUGAUUAUAAUACUGUGUAAUAAUCUUCUUAGUGUUUUGUUUUAUUAAGGUAUAAUGAGCACAGACAGAAUAGAAAAGCUUUACAAACAUUUCGGUGUUUUAGCUGAUGCAAAGGAUAAAAUAUCUGAACAUGAGGAAGACUACUUAGAGAUAUUGAAAGCUGUGAAAGGAUCAUCUAAAGAAAAGAGAUUGGCUUCUCAGUUCAUUGCUCGCUUCUUUAAGCAUUUCCCCCAGCAUGCCAACAUGGCUAUCGAGGCUUUGUUCGACUUGUGUGAAGACGAGGAUGUUGCAAUCCGCAAGCAGGCCAUCAAGGAUCUGCCCAGCCUGUGCAAGGACAGCAAGGAGUACAUAACCCGAGUGGCAGACAUUCUCGCACAGCUCCUGCAAGCGGAGGACACCACGGAGCUCGCAGUCGUCAACAACUCCCUCAUGUCGCUGCUCGGAAUCAACCCCAAAGGUACUCUUACCGGUAUCUUUGCACAAAUUCUGGAUGGUGAAGACUACAUUAGGGAGAGAUGCAUCAAGUUCCUAGCAACAAAGUUGAAGGUGCUAGAACCGGAUGUUAUCAACAAAGAGAUGCAGGACUUCAUCAUCUCUGAGACCAAGAAGGUCAUUCAGGAUGUGACGGCGGAAGAGUUCCACCAGCUGAUGGACCUGCUGGCCUGGACGAGGCUGUCCCACUCGGUGAGCGGUCAGCAGGAGCUGGUGGGCAUCGUGGCGGAGCAGGCGGAGCUGACCCGGGAGUUCGACCCGGCCCACGACCAGGACUGCGUGGACAAGCUCAUUCAGUGCUUCAGCCUCGCACUGCCGUACUUCUCGUCGCAAGUCGACUCUUCGAGGUUCGUGUCGUACAUGUGCGACCAAGUGCUGCCGAAGCUGUCCCUGAUCGUGAGCCCCGACGAGGGCAGUAACCCCCAGCUGGAGAUCCUGAAGCUGUUCGCGGAGCUGUGCACCCACUGUGGGGCCUUGGAGAAGAGCGAGGAGAAGCUGGACAAGCUGUACAACAAGCUUAUUGAGUACAUGCCGCUGCCAGUGGAUCCCGAAAGCAGCGAGGAGCCCCGCUUGGAGUUCUCCAUUGUCGAGUGUUUGAUGUACGCGUUUCAUCGUCUUGCGAGGCAUAGCCCAGAAGUACUCACUGCUGAUGAGAAGAAACUCAAAGACUUCAAAAUGAGGUUGCAGUUUUUUGCUCGCGGCACUCAAGGCUACAUCAAGAAGCUGCGUGAAGCUUUGCAGGGAAAAACCGACGAAGAGCUGAAGACAGAAGAGAAUAAAAUCAAGGCGGUGGCCUUGAAGACAACGUCCAACAUCAACACACUUAUUAAAGACCUCUUCCAUUCCCCUCCGAGCUUCAAGAGUGUUAUAAGUUUGUCCUGGAAACCUACCAUUGGUGCUGCGAAAGAUGGAGUCAUGGUUGGGGAGAAACGCCAUGUGCCAAUUACAUUUUCUGAUUCACCUUCGAAACAUGCAAAAUCUGAAAAGUCACACCGGGAACUAUACCAACCUCCAAGUGGAAAGUACAGCACUAAAGUAUCGGGAUAUAUGCCGUAUCAGCGCGGAGGUCGAGGCAGAGGUGGCCGCCCCAGGGGUGGUUACCGUGGCAACAGAACGUGGCGACGCGGGUUGUACUAACGCUUCACUUCAUUUGUGAAAGAACUUUCAAGGCCAAAUUGAAAUUCACAGCUAUUUUUAAGUCUGUUCGGAAGGAUUGUUUUAUGCCACUGAUGGAAGAUGUAAAAUGCUAUGCAGAAAAAUGUUUUGUUUAACAUAAA
Molecule: messenger RNA, 1944 nt
Organism: Bacillus rossius redtenbacheri
Lineage: Eukaryota; Metazoa; Arthropoda; Insecta; Phasmatodea; Bacillidae
Gene: cass
Product: apoptosis inhibitor 5
Exons: 10
Coding region: 230-1804 (524 amino acids)
Biological process (GO): negative regulation of apoptotic process
Cellular component (GO): nucleus
Molecular function (GO): RNA binding
Source: RefSeq, a predicted model, not a curated record